This is a messenger RNA of Pistacia vera, 3743 nucleotides long. Its product is annotated as receptor protein-tyrosine kinase CEPR2. Gene Ontology annotation, biological process: protein phosphorylation. Gene Ontology annotation, molecular function: ATP binding; protein kinase activity; receptor serine/threonine kinase binding. The transcript has 3 exons. The record is from RefSeq and is a predicted model, not a curated record. Bases 614 to 3538 code for a protein of 974 amino acids. Lineage: Eukaryota; Viridiplantae; Streptophyta; Magnoliopsida; Sapindales; Anacardiaceae.
UAACGCAAUCCCAAUAAUGACUCCGUCAUCUUCACCUUUUGUCACUAACCACUUCUCCUUCUUCAGUCUCAAAUAUUUUAUUUCUAUUUUGUCUUCUUUCUUCUUCUUCUUCAUUUAUUGCUCAGUGCUUAGCUUUGUUUUGUUCAAGAGAGACGUUUUGGCUUGCAACUAACAAACUUUUCUUGGGAACUUGAGAAUUCGUUCAUGGUUUCAUCAUUGUUGAAUGGCUUUGCCUUUGUCUUUCUCUCUCUCUCUUUGUGUGAGUGGGUUUGACUCUCAAACUUUGUUUUUUCUCGAGAAAAUUUCAGCUUUUUGAGAGUUGAACCGACAAUUCUCCCUUUUGGAAACAACCCACUUCAGUUUUCAUCCUAUAUGGAUAAAUAUUAAUAUACGAGGCGUUACUUCCUUGCUUUCACGAGGUUCUCGUUCAUGAGAAGUUUUUGAAGGUGGGAAUAUACAGAGAAAGUUAUGAAGAGCUUGAAGACGUUUAAAGUUUGAAAGUUUCUCAGAUUUCUGCUGUUUUAAGGAUGCUAUAGCGAAUACCAAUAAUGGAGUUUAUAAUUAUAGUCUAGUGGAUUCUUAAAUCUCCAUCUUGUACCUCAGUUUUUACAAUAUGGCCAGAACAUUAGUGCGAUCCUUGCGAGUCUUGGCAGUGUUGUGUUUCAUUGCUUCUAUUUUCCCGCCAUCCAUGUCAUUGACUGUUGAAACUGAAGCGCUUAUUCAGUUCAAAAGCCAGCUAAAAGAUCCCUUAGGGAUUCUGGAUUCGUGGAAAGAUUCUGCGGAUUCUCCUUGCCAAUUCUCAGGAAUUACUUGUGAUCCGGUUACUGAGAAAGUCACAGAAAUUUCACUUGAUAACAAGUCUUUAUCUGGUGAGAUUUCACCUUCCAUUUCGGUACUUGAUAGUCUUACCAAGCUUUGGUUACCUUCAAAUCAUAUUUCUGGGAAGCUUCCUUCGGAACUAGGCAAUUGUAGCAAUCUCAAAGUGUUGAAUGUGACGGGAAAUUAUAUGUUCGGAGUCAUCCCAGAUCUUUCUAUGUUGAAAAACUUAGAGAUUUUAGAUUUGUCAUCAAACGGCUUUAGAGGUAGAUUCCCUAGUUGGGUGGCUAAUUUAACAGGACUGGUUUUGCUCGGUGUUGGCUCAAAUAAUUAUGAUGAGGGUGAAAUUCCUGCUACUAUUGGGAACUUAAAGAACUUGACUUGGCUCUUUUUGGCUGACUGCAAUUUGAAGGGUGAAAUUCCAGAAUCUGUUUUUGAACUGAAGGAGUUGGAUACACUGGAUAUAUCUGUAAACGCAAUUUCUGGGACAAUCUCAAGAUCAGUUUCCAAUUUGCGGCAACUUUCCAAGAUUGAGGCAUUUGGGAACAAUUUGACUGGGGAAAUCCCACGGGAGCUUGCCGAGCUCAAUCUUUUGCGGGAAAUUGAUAUAUCUAACAACCAGAUGUCGGGGGAAUUGCCUGAGGGGUUUGGGAAUCUGAAGAAUCUGACAGUUUUUCAAUGCUAUAAGAAUAACUUUUAUGGAAAAUUGCCCUCUGGAUUUGGGGAUAUGCAGCAUCUUAUUGGUUUCUCAAUUUAUGAAAACAGUUUUUCUGGGGAAUUCCCAGCAAGUUUUGGUCGAUAUUCACCACUUGAGAGUAUUGACAUAUCUGAGAAUCAAUUUUCGGGUAGUUUUCCCAAAUUUUUAUGUGAAGGGAGGAAGUUGCAGGCCUUGCUUGCCCUGAACAAUAAUUUUUCUGGAGAGGUGUCAGAUUCCUAUGGCGAGUGCAAAACUCUUGAGAGGUUGAGAAUUAAUAAGAAUCGGUUGUCUGGGAAGGUUCCUGAUGGUCUCUGGGCACUGCCGAAAGCGAAAAUGAUUGAUUUUGGCGACAAUAACUUUAUUGGAGGGAUAUCCCCAAAUAUUAGCUUUUCCACUAGCUUGAGUCAGUUGAUUUUGCAAAACAAUAGGUUCUCAGGGGCGCUUCCUUCGGGACUUGGCAAGUUAUCAAACUUGGAGAGACUCAUCUUGCAUAAGAAUAAUUUCUCUGGUGAAAUACCUUCUGAAAUUGGUGCUUUAAAGCAGUUAUCAUUCUUGCAUUUGGAAGAUAAUUCAUUAACAGGAUCAAUACCAAUGGAAUUGGGUUACUGUACUAAACUGGUGGACUUGAAUCUUGCUCGGAAUCUAUUGAGUGGUAACAUUCCGAGUACAUUUUCACAACUGAACUCCUUGAACGCGCUGAAUCUUUCUGAAAACAAACUCACCGGUUUGAUUCCAGAUUCAUUCAGGAGAUUGAAGCUAAGUUCUAUUGAUAUGUCUGAGAACCAGUUGUCAGGAAGUGUUCCUUCUUAUCUUUUAAGGAUGGGCGGAGACAAAGCCUUUAUUGGUAAUAAAGGACUCUGCCUGGACCAAAGUACUAAAACCCUUAUGAAUUCAGGUCUGGAUGUUUGCCCCAGAAAGCAUAGUCAGAAAAAGUUUAAAAAUACAUGGGUUCUGUUCUGUAUCAUAGCAGCUGCCUUGGUGGUUGUUCUAGCUGGAUUACUGCUUGUGAGUUAUAAAAACUUCAUGCUCGAAGCUGAUAUGCAGAAUGAUUUGGAUGAGGAGAAAGAAGUAGAUCCAAAAUGGAAACUUGCCUCUUUCCACCAGAUGGAUAUUGAUGCUGAUGAAAUAUGUAAUCUAGAUGAAGACAAUCUAAUUGGAAUUGGUGGUACGGGAAAAGUUUAUCGCCUGGAUUUGAAGAAAAAUGGUGGUACGGUUGCUGUAAAACAACUAUGGAAAAGUGAUGGUGUGAAGGUUUUAGCAGCAGAAAUGGGGAUCUUGGGCAAAAUCAGGCACAGAAAUAUACUGAAGCUUUAUGCUUGUCUAGUGAAAGGAGGAUCGAAUUUUCUGGUGUUUGAGUACAUGGCAAAUGGUAAUCUGUUUGAAGCCCUUCACAGAAAGGUAAAAGGUGGACAACUAGAACUUGACUGGUGUCAGAGGUACAAAAUUGCUCUAGGAGCUGCAAAGGGAAUUGCGUAUCUGCACCAUGAUUGCUCUCCUCCUAUUAUUCACAGAGAUAUAAAAUCAAGCAACAUUUUACUCGACAAAGAUCAUGAGCCAAAAAUUGCUGAUUUUGGGGUUGCAAAAAUUGCAGACAAGUCUUGUAAGGGUUCUGAAUAUAGCUGCUUUGCCGGAACACACGGUUACAUUGCGCCUGAGAUGGCAUAUACUUAUAAAGUCACCGAAAAGAGCGAUGUAUAUAGUUUUGGUGUGGUGCUACUAGAAUUGGUUACUGGAAGAAGACCAAUCGAGGACGAGUAUGGAGAUGGAAGAGAUAUAGUUUACUGGGUUUCAAUACAUCUCAAUAACCGUGAAAACGUCCUCAAGGUCCUGGACAAUGAAGUUGCAUCUGAAUCUAUCCAAGAGGACAUGAUUAAGGUCUUGAAGAUUGGUGUUCUAUGCACUAGCAAGCUCCCAAGUCUUCGCCCUUCCAUGAGAGAAGUUAUCAAGAUGCUUUGCGAUGCUGAUCCUGGCAUUUUCAAGUCUCCAGAAAGUGGUUUGGAAAAAUCUGGGAAGAUCAUUCUGUAGUUAAAUCUCUGGUAGUGGUAGCUAAUAGCUUAUCUUUGAGUGUUUUGAAUUCUCAUGCAAUUGUUAGUUUCUUCUACAUGCUGCCCAAGAAUUUGGUGAAUAUAUUUUAAUACUUGCUGUAUUUACUUAUGAAGCUUUUGCUGUACCAUCACAUGAAAUGGAUUUUGAUUUUUGAUAUAUAUAUAUUAAAAAUGUGAUGUUUGCU